AUGGACUCGACCAGCGUACAGGCACCACCCAAGCCAAAUCCACACCAAGACAGCGGCCGCCUUCCGCACGACUACCACGUCGACAUGGAGCAGACCAACGAGCCGCUGAUGCUCAAGGACGAGAACUGGGACCUCUACUCGGUGUCGGGUGUUGCCGCUGUGCAGAUGCUGGCGCAGGCACUGCAGUCACUAUCCAACAUCACCGGAGAUGUCGUGUGCACAACNCCCGUGUACCAAAAACAACAAGUGUUCAAGCCGCAAGCAACCAUCCCCGAGGGCUCGAACCCGCCGUCUCCCGACUCGAUAACACCGCCUGCUCACACGCCAGAGUUGGAAGGCUCGCCAACACUCGCUCCACACCACUGCGUACCCGUCCACCACAUCGGCGCCCCCGAGGCCAAACGCGACGAACCCAUCGCUCCGCCCGCCGACUACUCGCCCGAACCAGAUCUUGCCGAAGCCAACGCCCUGCAGCUUGCUGCUGUCUCGCGACGCUUCUUCCUCAAAGCUGCUCCGCCAUUCUCCAUUACCGAUUAUCUCCUCCGCAUACACAAAUUCAGCCCACACUCGCCUGGUGUCUACUUGGCUGCCGCAUCCUACAUACACCGCCUCUGUGUUGUCGAGACUAUGGUACCAGCCACCCCUCGUACAGUGCACCGUCUGGCACUGGCCGCCAUCCGGAUAGCUAGCAAGUCCCUCGAAGACAACAAAUGGACGCAAGAGCGCAUCGCUCGCUUGGGCGGCAUAAGCACAAACGAGCUUCGGAAGCUCGAGAUCAGUUUUUGCUAUUUGCUCAACUUUGACCUUUUCUUGAGGCCUGAGGAUUUGCAGCGCUCCAUGUGGUUGCUGCAGAGCACUGCCCGUCAAGGCCUUUCUGUCAGGCGACGCCUCAGCGAGGGCUUCAUCAUGCGACUACCGCCCAGAUUGCUGCCCGAAGCUGCUAUCGGAGCAUGA
Molecule: messenger RNA, 954 nt
Organism: Aureobasidium vineae
Lineage: Eukaryota; Fungi; Ascomycota; Dothideomycetes; Dothideales; Saccotheciaceae
Source: the annotation of a GenBank genome assembly